Toxotes jaculatrix (banded archerfish) is the source of this 1959-nucleotide messenger RNA. It is a transcript of the gene poln, whose product is annotated as polymerase (DNA directed) nu. Lineage: Eukaryota; Metazoa; Chordata; Actinopteri; Toxotidae. The record is from RefSeq and is a predicted model, not a curated record. Gene Ontology annotation, molecular function: DNA-directed DNA polymerase activity; DNA binding. Gene Ontology annotation, biological process: DNA-templated DNA replication; double-strand break repair. Bases 19 to 1959 code for a protein of 646 amino acids. The transcript is spliced from 22 exons.
CUGAACACAGACGAGAAGAUGCAGAUGCUUGAGAAGGCUGCGCAGGCCAAGACACUGGUACUAACCAUGGUGCAUCAGGACGGAAGCACUCAGUUAGAUCCAGAACAGAAGCUCACUCCACCAGUGUGUGGUCUCCUCGUUCUGAUGAAGAACGACCUGGAUCUCAGCACACCACAGGACUCUCUGGGGUCUAACGACAGUGCGGUCUUCUUAAAACUAGAUCAAACGCCUGCGUGGGCCCAACAGCAAACACAUCAGAGCCAGGAGCUUUUUACGAGAAAUAUGCUGUUACAGGUACUAUCAAGAUCUCAACUGGUUGUGUGCUAUAAAGCCAAGGAUUUGCUGCGUACAGCACUGCAGUUUUACAAACAAGACCUCAACUGGAAACAAGUGGCAGGCUGUCAUAUCCAGGACCCACAGGUGGCAGGGUGGCUACUGGAUCCUGCAUAUCCCUUCUCUUGCUACCAGGAUCUUCUCAGCAAACACUGCAAAAGACCCAGCUCAACACCUGCCCAGGGCACCAAGAAGAUUUCUCAGGUCAUCUCAGAUCUCUGUUCCCUCUACUGGCUCAAUAUGGAGCUAUGCUCAAAACUACAGAGCCGGGGGCUGUGGGAGCUUUACUCAGAUAUGGAGCUGAGCAUGAUUCCUGUCCUGGCAGUCAUGGAGAGCCAUCACAUCCAUGUGGACAAAGAAGCUCUUAAGAGAACUUCAGAGCUACUGGGGACUAAGAUGAAGCAGCUGGAGCAGGAGGCCCACCGAGCAGCAGGGCAAAAGUUCCUGGUCACCAGCAACACUCAGCUACGAACAGUUUUGUUUGAGAAGCUGCGCCUCCAUGAGCGCUGUGAGAACAAGAAACUUCCUAAGACCAUCAAUAAACAGCAGCAGUCAACAUCAGAAGCUGCGCUGUUGCAGCUUCAGGACCUGCACCCUCUGCCAAAGAUUAUUCUAGAGUGCAGACAGAUUCACAAGAUCAAGUCCACUUUUGUCGAUGGAAUUCUCUCAUGCAUGAUGAGCAAGAACUACAUUUCCUCUACAUGGCACCAGACCAGUGCUGUGACUGGCAGAAUCUCAGCGAAACACCCAAACUUCCAGGCUCUGCCGAGACAGCCACUUCAAGUCACCAAGAAGCAGCACGUCCAAGGAAAGGAGGAGGAGGUGGUGACUGUUCACCCUCGAGCCAUGUUCAUCCCACAGAAGGGUUGGACCUUCCUUGCUGCAGACUUCUGCCAGGUGGAGCUGCGUCUGUUGGCUCAUCUCUCCUCCGACCCUGAGCUGCUCCGCGUUUUUACCAACCCCCUGGCCGACGUCUUUGCCAUGCUGGCCUCUCAGUGGAAGGGGCUGAGUGAGGGUGAGGUGACCUCUGAGGAUCGGGAACAUGCAAAACGCAUUGUCUACUCUGUUGUGUACGGGGCAGGUCGUGAGCGUCUAUCCGGGAUCUUAGGAGUGAGUCCUCACCAGGCCAGCCAGUUCCACGACAGCUUCCUCCAGACCUACAAAGAUCUCCAAGCCUUCAUCCAGAGGACCAUCCAGCUGUGCCACAAGCAAGGUUAUGUGCUAUCCAUCCUGGGUCGUCGGCGGACCCUCCCUAACAUCAACUCUCCAGACUGGAGCAUCCGUAUGCAGGCUGAGAGGCAGGCUGUCAACUUUAUGGUCCAAGGUUCUGCUGCUGAUCUGUGUAAGAUGGCCAUGAUCAGAAUCUUCAACCUGGUCUCCUCCAGCACCUCGCUGUCUGCCAGGCUGAUAGCGCAGCUCCACGAUGAGCUCCUGUACGAAGUGGAGGACUCCCAGGUGGAACACUUUGCAGCUUUGGUGAAGAGCACCAUGGAGUCCCUGCAGCAUAUAGACCAUCUGGGCGUCCAUCUCAAGGUCCCCCUGAAGGUGGCAGUCUCCAGUGGCAAGUCCUGGGGCUCCAUGUCUGAGCUUAACAUCCCUCCAGCGACUCCCUCUCCUUCUCUUUGA